CGAACACCACACUCGUGGUUGAUCACUUCUAGAAUCAAGUCACAUUGCGUCAGCUUCGUAUUUUCACAGUAAAUUCAUUAAUAAUAAAUUAAUUGUUUAAAAAAUAUAUUAAUUUAAUUAUUUAAAAUAAAUAAUAAUAAAUUAAAUUACAUAAAAUGUAUACAGUGUCAAAAGGACCAAGUAAAAUUGUUGCUAAAACAAGAAGAGGGAUUAAUCAAAAUUUAGAAAGACUUGAUACAACAAGGGAUUCAUCUAAAAAAAAUGAUUCAACAGAGGACACCAACAAUGACGAAAUAUCCCGUCUUGCACAAAAACCUGUGUUUAAUGUCAAUGGAAAAAAUAAGUUUGUAUCACAGAGACACAGAACACAAGAAGUUAUUACACCACAACAUGAGGAACUUAUAAAAUACGUUCAUGAAUCAUGGAGUGAGGUUGAAGAUAGUGCUAGAGCUUCUGAGGAAACUAAUUCUACAGAAGCUGUUUAUUACAAUGAUGGUGAACCAAAUGAUGUUCUUCAAGAUUUUAAACCAUUUGACUUGGAAUCUUGGUGGGGUAAAAGAUUGUUCAACAAUAUUACAAAAUCACUUUGAGAUAUUAUGAAAUAUUUUUGAUAUUAUUCGUUAGCCAUGAAGAAUGAUCAAAAAAAAAAUUUAAUAAUUAAAUUUUUACAGUUAUAAUGAGAGGAAAUAUAUAUAUUAAUGCAGCUAGCAAUAAAAAAAAAUUAACAAAUGAGCCAUUUAUAAUUGCUGAAUAAAAAAUGAGCACAAAAUUAUUUUUUUUUUUAAUUUUUUUUUUUUUAAAUUAAAAAAAAUGUAGAUUUUGAUUCACCAUUUGAGUUUUUUUUUUUUUUUUAUUCUUUUUUUGUUCGGUUUAAGUUUGUUGAAUAAUAAUAUACAUUGCAAAUUUUUUUUUUUUAAAUAGUUAAAUUAAAUAUUAAAUGGUUUAUAAAAUGAGAAUGAAGAAAUAACUUAAUAAGAAAAUUCAGGUAAUUUUCUAAUACUUGUCUUCAAUUGUUCAAAUUUACAAGAAAAAAAAUUAUUAGAAAUUAGUAUAACAUUGUAGACUGAAUAUUUUUAAGUGUUGUUAUACAUCGUUGAUCAAACUAACUGAAUUAUUAUUAACAAACUAUUAUUGUUUACUAUUUUCUUUUUUUUUUCUUUUUAAUUGUUGCAAUUAUAAAUUUUGUUUUUGUUGUUAUAUAUAAAAAAAAAAAAAAAAAAUUGUUUAUCAAGAUUGUCAUUAUUACACCUGAUGCAAUAUGUAUAUAUAUUUUUUUUUUUUUUUGCUUUUUCUAUUGAUUAUUGAUCGACAAAAAAAAAAAAAAAAAAAAAGUCCAAGUUGUUAUAUUGAAUAAAAGUUAUCUUUGUACGCUCUAAAAU
Aphidius gifuensis is the source of this 1379-nucleotide messenger RNA. RefSeq names its product MAPK regulated corepressor interacting protein 2-like. Bases 156 to 590 code for a protein of 144 amino acids. NCBI's taxonomy places the organism in Eukaryota, Metazoa, Arthropoda, Insecta, Hymenoptera, Braconidae. The record is from RefSeq and is a predicted model, not a curated record. The transcript has 5 exons.